Penicillium lagena is the source of this 1785-nucleotide messenger RNA. It is a transcript of the gene bbp, whose product is annotated as putative zinc knuckle transcription factor/splicing factor MSL5/ZFM1. Lineage: Eukaryota; Fungi; Ascomycota; Eurotiomycetes; Eurotiales; Aspergillaceae. The transcript has 5 exons. Gene Ontology annotation, molecular function: mRNA binding; zinc ion binding. The record is from RefSeq and is a predicted model, not a curated record. Gene Ontology annotation, biological process: regulation of mRNA splicing, via spliceosome. Gene Ontology annotation, cellular component: nucleus. Bases 1 to 1785 code for a protein of 594 amino acids.
AUGGCGUGGCGUAAUCAAGGAAUCACGGGCUCCAACAACAUCCCGCUGGGCCGGCGACGCUUUGCGGGCGAUGUUCCUGCGGAAGAGGAUAGUCGCACUGCGACUCCUUCCUCUAUGGGAGCAGACGGCCCCAAGCGUGGCCGAAGCCCUGUUCGUGGUAAGUCUGAUCCGACACCAUGGAAAAUUACCAUGUCUGACCAUGCGCUCUCUACAGCGGACCCUCCCGCCGACGGUAUCAAAAGGCGCAAGAAGCGCAACCGCUGGGGCGAUCAGCAAGAGAACAAGGCCGCUGGUCUGAUGGGCUUGCCCACCAUGAUCAUGGCCAACUUCACGAGCGAGCAGCUUGAGGCGUAUACCCUGCACCUGCGCAUCGAGGAGAUCAGCCAGAAGCUGCGGAUCAACGACGUGGUCCCGGCCGACGGUGACAGGUAUGUGGUGAUCCCUCCCUCGUUUUUGCCUUUACUUACUGAUUCUUCCAACAGGUCUCCUUCGCCACCGCCGCAAUACGAUAACUUUGGUAGACGUGUGAACACGCGCGAAUACCGCUAUCGCAAGCGACUUGAGGAUGAGCGUCACAAGCUGGUCGAGAAGGCCAUGAAGACCAUCCCUAACUACCAUCCGCCUUCUGACUACAGACGUCCCACCAAGACCCAGGAGAAGGUCUAUGUCCCAGUGAAUGACUAUCCAGAGAUUAACUUCAGACCUCGUGGAAACACUCUGAAGAAAAUGGAGACCGAGUCCGGUGCCAAGAUUGCCAUCCGUGGCAAAGGCUCCGUCAAGGAGGGCAAAGGCCGCUCUGAUGCCGCUCACGCUAGCAAUCAGGAAGAAGAUCUUCACUGUUUGAUCAUCGCUGACACAGAAGACAAGCUGGUGAAGGCACGCCAGUUGAUUCACAACGUUAUCGAAACAGCUGCAUCUAUCCCUGAAGGCCAAAAUGAGCUCAAGCGCAACCAGCUGCGUGAACUGGCCGCUCUCAACGGUACUCUUCGUGACGAUGAGAACCAGGCUUGCCAGAACUGUGGUCAAAUCGGACACCGGAAGUACGACUGCCCCGAACAGCGCAACUUCACUGCAAACAUCAUCUGUCGUGUCUGCGGCAACGCUGGACACAUGGCCCGCGACUGUCCCGACCGCCAGAGAGGCAGCGACUGGCGCAACAACGGUGGCUAUGGUGGCCGCGACUCUCGUCCUGCCAUUGGCACUGGCGAUGCUGUCGACCGCGAGAUGGAGCAACUCAUGAACGAAUUGUCUGGAGGUGCUCCUGGCGAGUACCCACCCCGUCGCAUUGAAGCUGGUCCGGGCCAGGGCUAUCCUGACGACCGUGGCGCGAAGCCCUGGGAGCAGCGCGGCCCGCCACCGAGCGACGUUGCUCCCUGGCAACAGCGAGGUCGGGAUCGCGGACGCGACGACUAUGGGUCCCGCGACCAAGGCGGUGCUGCUCCAUGGGCUUCACAGGGCCGCGGUGGCGAUUAUGGAUAUGGUUCUCAAGGAUAUGCCGCUCCCGGUACUGCCCCUGGCGCUGCCCCUUGGCAGCAACAGGCUCCUCCCCCGCCUCCCGGUGGGCCGGCUGGCUAUGGUUACGGCGGAUAUUCGUCUUACGCACCUCCCGGCACGGGCGCUCCUGGUGCUGCUCCUCCUGGUAUGGGUGCUCCGCCGCCACCUCCCGGUAUGGCUCAGAUGUACUACGGUGGUGCUGGCGACCCGCCGCCACCCCCUCCGCCCGGUGAUGGACCUCCGCCUCCUCCGCCGAGCGACCAGCCUCCUCCACCUCCGCCCCCUGCGUGA